AAUUCCCUCGCCCCGCAGUUUCCGCCUUCAGUUGCCCCUUCCCAAAAUGGCGACCAUAACCGAAUUGAAAGCAGUUUUAAAAGAUACGUUGGAGAAAAGAGGGACUCUGGGACAGAUAAAAGCAAGGAUCAGAGCCGAGGUGUUUAAUGCGCUGGAUGACCAAAGUGAAGCACGACCCCCGUUGUCCCAUGAAAAUCUUCUUAUCAAUGAACUGAUCCGUGAAUACUUGGUAUUCAACAAGUACAAGUACGCUGCAUCUGUUCUAACAGCAGAAUCUGGCCAGCCAGAGGUUCCGUUGGACAGAGACUUUCUGGUGCAUGAACUAAAUGUAGUAGAGGAUCCAAACAGCAGAUCAGUACCGCUGUUGUAUGGGAUUGUAGCCCAGCUGUUGCAUGCCGAUAAAGAAGAAAAAACCCACCAGAUGUUCCCCAGAUCAUCAUCCUUACAAUUUUCAAGGAGGAACUUUGACAAGCCAGCUAACUAGAGGCAUUAAAUGGCUACGGUCCCAGGCCCAGCCGGCAUCAGGCUUGAAGAUCCAUUGUCAUUACAGGGUAUGCCUAGAUGAAAUAACAAGUGAUGUGACUUCUCGUCAGCACCAGCUAUCUGAUCCAGCUGUUUCUUACUGUGUGGAGGAUCAGUGAUGUUGAUCCAACGGGUAAGGACUGUUUACUGAAAUAACUUACUGCUAAAUAAACUUCCAGCUGAGGCUGCACCAAGAAUCAAACGCCCAGGACUUCAGGAGGCAGAAUGAUGCACACAUUAACGUACAAAGAUGAGAACUUGUGAGAUUCAUCAUCAGAGCAUUCCUGCCUUUUGGCUCUACAUUAGUUUCUUGUUUUACAUUUCUGAAAAUGCAGUUUUUGCAUAUAUUUAAAUAAAAGCAAAUUCACUUUGAACUCUGA
Molecule: messenger RNA, 902 nt
Organism: Eublepharis macularius
Lineage: Eukaryota; Metazoa; Chordata; Lepidosauria; Squamata; Eublepharidae
Gene: CEP20
Product: centrosomal protein 20
Exons: 5
Coding region: 47-484 (145 amino acids)
Biological process (GO): microtubule anchoring; cilium assembly
Cellular component (GO): centrosome; ciliary basal body; motile cilium
Molecular function (GO): protein binding
Source: RefSeq, a predicted model, not a curated record